AUGAAGGCGAAUCGCGUCUUCUUCUCAUGGCGAUUUCUAUCUUCUUCCCCAAUUCGCCAUGAAUCAGGUAAAUCUCUUUGUUGCUCCCAAUCGUCUCUACUUUAUCGUUGUUUAUGUACAAAAGGAGCUGUAGUUAAUUUCAAUUUCCGCGAAGAAACGAAGAACAUUAGUGGGUUGGAUGAUGCUCUUAGCCUGUAUGAAAACAUGUCGAGAACGAGGCCUCUACCAAGUAUAGCUCAGUUUACUCGGUUACUCUCGCAUGUCGUCCAUCUGAAAGAGUACUCUGCUGCUAUUAACCUUUUCAAAGACAUAUGCAGUUUAGGGGUUUCAGUCAAUGAAUACACUAUGAAUAUUGCUAUCGACAGCUUUUGCCUUUCGGGCCGGGUCGAUUAUGGGUUCUCCAUUCUGGGUUGGUUCUUCAAGAGGGGCUGUACUGCGAAUAAAUAUACCUUCCACACUUUACUGACAGGCCUGUUUCGAGAGAAGAGGAUUGACGAUGCACAAGAGUUGUUAAGGAAGAUGGUUGAAGAAAGGCUUUGUGAGCUAGGCGUUGUGACUUGUAGGAUUGUGUUCGAAGGGCUUCACAAGGUCGGUAAGACCUCGAUGGCCAUUGAACUCCUCGGAACAAUGGGAAAUGGGACACUCGAGCCCAAUGCACAUAUAUAUAGCAUUGUUAUUGGUGUAUUGUGUAAGAAUAGAAUGUUAGACUCGGCCUUGGUGCUUUUCAACGAAAUGCCCGAGAAGGACAUCCUACCCAAUGUCGUCACUUACAAUUCCUUGAUCGGUGGUUUGUGUAAUUUCAGUCGUUGGGAGGAAGUAAAAAAGCUGAUUAAGGAGAUGAUGUUGCUCAAGAUAUUUCCGAAUGUGGUCACAUUCGCCAUCUUGAUUGAUGCUUUAUGUAAGGAAGGAAUGGAGGAUGAAGCAGAGGAUGUAUUUGAAAUUUUGAAGCAGCAUGCAUUUCCAAAUGUCGCCUGUUACCGUGCAUUAAUGAACGGAUUUUGUCUUCAAGGGCGUAUGGUUGAAGCAGAAAAGGUAAUCGAAAUUAUGAAGCAGCAGCGUGUAAUUAGUGUCGCCUGUUACAAUGCAUUAAUGAAUGGGUAUUGUCGUCAAGGGCGUAUGGAUAAAGCGAGGAAUGUUUUCGAUUCUUUGGGUUGUAGCAAGAAUUGUGCUCCUGAUGUUAUUAGCUAUGGCACAUUAAUCAAUGGCUAUUGUAGAAAGAUGAAGAUGGAUGACGCUAUGGUUAUCUUCCGCGAGAUGCCUCAUAAAGGGAUCAAGCCUGAUGUGGUCGAUUAUACCACUAUACUGAGGGGUUUCUUUCGUGUGGGCAAGUGGCACUUAGCUCUUGAUAUUUUUUAUGAGAUGCAAGCUGUUGGGCUAAAACCUGACUUCUAUACGUACUGUAAUUUGUUGGAUGGAUUAUGUAGGAAUGGGCAAGUCGAGCGGGCUUUAUCGUUGUUGGUAGUAUUAGAGCGCAAGGGACAACAUCUUCAUAAUGACUACUAUACCAUCGUCAUGAAUGGUUUGAUCAGGUCCAAUGAGCUCAAUGCGGCUCAAGCUAUUUUUGGAAUUAUAGUUUUGAAGGGAUUGGAACAUGAUGUAGUGACCUACAAUGCUUUGAUUAAAGGAUGCUGUCAAAAGGGGCUAUUAGAGGAAGCUAAGGAUCUUCUUUUCAAAAUGGGACGAGCAGGUUUGUCUCCGGAUGAGGUUACUUAUAACACUAUUGUCCAAGGAAACCUAGCAGGUGGCCUAUAUGAUGAUGCAGAAAUGUUUAUAGAGGAGAUGAGAGCCAAAGCUCUUAAAAUUUACCAUGACACUCUUUCUUCCCAGGUUCAGGCGUACACCUUCUUGAAUGAGAGUCAGUUUUUGCACUUCGACUACAGCCUACGCAGGUUCACCCGUGCACCUUCCGGAAUGAAAAUCAGUGGGCUGAGUGCUGGGGGCGGUGGGCCAUGUGUUGGUGAACCAGGUGCUGAGGAAGGAAGGUUGUUCCUUUGCACGGCUGCUCAGCCAGAUCACGAGCUUGCUAACAAAGUAGCCGACCUUGAAGCAAAGUUUCAGGAGAACAAAGCUAUCCUAGUGGAGUUUGCUAACAAAGUAGCCGAUUUUGAAGCAAAGAUCCAAGAGAACAAAGUUAUCCUACUGGAACUGCAUGCUGAGGAUAUAUGUGAGGGGAUAUGGACGACCUUGCUCAAUUGGAAGAGGAGCAAGUAUGCUUAA
Messenger RNA from Striga hermonthica, 2217 nucleotides. Lineage: Eukaryota; Viridiplantae; Streptophyta; Magnoliopsida; Lamiales; Orobanchaceae. The record is from the annotation of a GenBank genome assembly.